AAGUCAAGUGUGUCUAAAUAUAAUUUUUUAAAUAGAACUAUACCUUUUCAGUUUUCGAAUCUUUAGUAAUUUCUUGAUUACCGUUUUUUUUUUCAAUUAAAUUUUAUCUAAUGAAAAAUUUUGAAGUAUUGUGAAACUGAAUGAAUAAUAGUAGAUCAAUUUAUUUCCCUUACAUAUUCAAUUAUAUUCGUCGUAUUUCAGAUGAAGUAAAAAAAAAUAUAAAAAUGAGAGUUUUAAAUGUAGCUGAAAAAAAUGAUGCUGCAAAAAAUAUUGCUGGUUAUUUAUCAAACGGAAAUUGCCAAAGGAGAGAAGGUAUUUCUAAAUUCAAUAAAAUUUAUGAAUUUAAUCAUACAUUUAGAGGAUCACCAUGUACAAUGGUAAUGACAUCUGUUUCUGGACAUUUAUUGGGAUUUGAAUUUCAAGGACCUUAUCGUUUGUGGAAUUCUUGUUCCCCAUUAGAUUUAUUUAAUGCACCAGUUAUAAAAGAAUGUCCCAAAAAAUUUGUUGACAUAAAGAAUACAUUAGUAAGAGAAAUUCGAACUUGUAAUGCUUUAGUUAUAUGGACUGAUGCUGAUAGAGAAGGAGAAAAUAUUGGUUUUGAAAUUAUCCAAGUUUGUAAAGAAGUAAAUCCUAAUAUUCAAGUAUAUAGAGCUAUAUUAUCGGAAAUUACAAAACAAUCGGUACAAAGGGCAAUAAAUAAUUUAGGAUAUCCAAACAAAAAUAUAAGUGAUGCAGUUGAUGUCAGAAGUGAAUUAGACUUAAGGAUUGGUGCUGCAUUUACUCGUUACCAAACUUUGCGUUUGCGUAAUGUAUUUCCAGAUGUAUUAGCCAACAGCUUAAUUAGUUAUGGAAGCUGUCAAUUUCCUACUUUAGGUUUUGUUGUUGAACGAUAUAAAGAUAUUCAAAACUUUAUUCCUGAACAGUUUUGGAAAAUAAAAGUGAACCAUAAAAUUGGAGAAGUAGACAUUGAAUAUGCAUGGCAUCGUGUAAGAUUGUUUGAUGAAUUAUUCUGUAAAGUAUUAUUUGAACGGUGUUUAGAAAAUCAAAUGGCGCAUAUCUUAAAUGUUAUUAAAAAACCAAAAUCUAAGUGGCGACCUGUACCUCUUGAUACUAUAGAACUUGAAAAAACUGCUAGUCGAAAACUUGGAAUAAAUGCUAAAGAAACUAUGAAAAUUGCAGAAAAACUCUACAGUCAAGGAUACAUAAGUUAUCCUAGAACCGAAACUAAUAUAUUUCCAAAAGAACUAAAUUUAAAUAACUUAGUUCAAUUACACAUUGAAGAUAACAAUUGGGGUACCUUUGCUGAAAAAGUUUUACAUGAUGGUCCUUCUCCACGACAAGGUAAAAAAUCUGAUCAAGCUCAUCCUCCUAUUCACCCUACAAAAUAUACAAAUGGUCUUCAAGAUCCCAAAGAUCGUAAAGUUUAUGAAUAUAUUGUCAGACAUUUUUUAGCAUGUUUAUCAAAAGAUGCUCAAGGACAAGAAACUAUUGUUAACAUUGAAAUUAACGGAGAAAAGUUUUCAGCUUCAGGACUACAAAUUAUAGCUUUAAACUAUCUAGAAGUAUAUAUUUAUGAAAAAUGGUCAAAUAAAUUGAUGCAUGAAUAUAAUCAAGGUGAAACUUUUAUGCCUACUCGAUUGGAAAUGACUGAUGGUCAAACCAGCGCACCUAACCUUCUUACAGAAUCUGACCUCAUAACAUUAAUGGAUAAACAUGGCAUUGGCACUGAUGCUACACAUGCUGAACACAUUGAAACUAUUAAGUCACGUUUAUAUGUGGGCCUGGAAAAUAAUAAAUAUUUUGUUCCUGGUGAACUUGGAAUUGGUCUUGUAGAAGGAUAUGAUAAUAUGGGAUUUGAAAUGUCUAAACCACGUUUAAGAUCUGAACUUGAAGCCGAUUUAAAAAGGAUAUGUGAGGGAACUAAAUCAUCAGAUAUUGUUCUUAAAGAACAAAUAGCCAAGUAUAAAGAAGUAUUUAUUAAGACAACAGAACAAGUAGAAAAAUUAGAUCAAUCAUUAGGAAAAUACCUUAGAGCACAGCCAAUAGCAUACCAUAGUAAUCAAUCUUUGACAUUAAAAGAUGUUUGUAAAUGUCCUGCUUGUAAACAAUUUUCAUUGAUAUUAAAAGAACGUCAUAACAACCAAGGAUUUUAUAUCUCUUGUAAUGGAUAUCCAACAUGCAGAAAUACAUAUUGGUUUCCUCCUAAUGUAAUUGGAGCAACUGUUAUUGAUAAUGUGUGCCCAGAGUGUUCUGGAAAUGUAAAAUUAAUAAAUUUCCAAUUCAGUGAUAGAAGCAUGCGACCACAUUUUCCAAAUAAUUUUACCGGUUGCAUUAAUGGUUGUGAGUCGAGAUUAAGUGAAAUACUUCAAGUAAAUUUGUCUCGUCCAGCUACAAAUUUUAAUUCUAUAAAUACUAGUAGAAAUAAUCAAUCAAGCUCAAAUUAUAAUAAUGUACUAAGAAUAAAUACUCAACAACAUUCAAAUAAUAAUCUAGGACUAGGAUCACAAUACAACAACAAUGAUAUUCAUAGCUCCAAUGUUCAACAAUAUCAAAGAAAUAGUCACCAAAGACCUACAUCACAAUAUAACAACACUGGCCCAGGACGUGGAAAUAGUGCUCAACAAUAUCAAACCAAUAAUUCUCAUAGGUCAGCUUCAACACCAUCCAUCAAUACAGAUCAAGUUUGCUGUAAUUGUGGUGAAGGUGCAAAAUUAUUGACAGUUACUAAAAAUACACCAAAUAAAGGACGCCAAUUUUAUGGGUGUUCAAAACCUAUAUCUCAAUCUAAUAGAUGUACAUUUUUUCUCUGGGCUGAUCAGUCAGCAUCUACUGUUUCAACUACUCAACCUCCUUAUAGAAAUAACAACAAUAGAAGUUUUCAAAACAGUACGUUUAGAGCUAGAAAUAAUCAAUCAAGUAGUAGUGGUCAAGGACAAAGGAAGUGUGGUAAUUGUAAACAAACAGGUCAUACAAGAAGAAAUUGCCCACAAAUAUCUUAAAAACGAGAUGUUUUUUUAUGGUUAGGACAUCUAAGAAUAGACCUAUUUAUUAUAAAAAGCUUAUUAUAACAGAAUUAUUUAUAUUAUAAAUAAAUUUAAGUAAAUCUAAAGACUCAAUGUGUGUUUAAUUUGUAUUGAAAUUAUACAAUAUUAAUGUAACAUAUUUAUUAUGAAUUACUCAUAUAAUUUCUGAUGUGUUCUUAAAUAUACUUUAAAAAUUGUUU
Messenger RNA from Daktulosphaira vitifoliae (grape phylloxera), 3223 nucleotides. RefSeq names its product DNA topoisomerase 3-alpha (gene Top3alpha). Gene Ontology annotation, biological process: DNA topological change. The transcript is spliced from 21 exons. Gene Ontology annotation, molecular function: DNA binding; zinc ion binding; DNA topoisomerase type I (single strand cut, ATP-independent) activity. Gene Ontology annotation, cellular component: nucleus. The record is from RefSeq and is a predicted model, not a curated record. Lineage: Eukaryota; Metazoa; Arthropoda; Insecta; Hemiptera; Phylloxeridae. The coding region runs from base 141 to 2999 and encodes 952 amino acids.